CUGGAAAUUUCUGUGGCCAGUGAACUCCCUCUUCCUCUCCCACUCACCCUCUUUUCCUUUUCACCACUGCGGGGAUGACUUCUAAUUUGCAGUUUUCCUGACGUACCCAUGGUAGAUACAAGCCGGUGGCUUGCGGACUGCGUCUGUCUGGAGAUAGGCAGCGAGCUGAUGGAUAACAACACUCCAGGAGAAUGAUUAUGCAGCAGUUGUUUAAGGAUAGGCUUUUGUGCUAUGGCAGCAUAUGAGCCGAUUCUCCAACAUCUUGUCUUUGACGUGAUCCACUAAUCGGAAUCUGCUUGGUCACAGAGCGGAAGGAACAGAGAGUUUUCCUUGUUUAACAACCACACAGAGCGCCCUAUCAUCUGCUUGAACAGGACAAGAGGUGAAGGAGAAUAGAAAUGGCAGAGGAUAGGAAAGAUGAAGCCAAGGCACCACACUGGACUUCGGGUCAGCUAACAGAGGCUGCUUCACACCCACACUCACCUGAAAUUAAGGAACAAGGCGCCGCGGGUGCCGGACUGGUCAGAAGUGCCAAUGGGUUUCCCUACCAAGAGGGCGAGGAGCCUGGGCUGGGCAGCCGGGAGCAGCCGGGGACGUAUGCUCGCAGCAAAGAGAAUGGAAUCAAUGGAGAGCUGUCGGCAGGGGACAGAGAGACAGCAGAAGAAGUGUCUGCAAGGAUAGUACAAGUAGUAACAGCUGAAGCUGUAGCAGUCCUGAAAGGUGAACAGGAAAAAGAAGCUCAGCACAAAGAUCAGCCUGGACCACUACCUAUAGCAGUCGAAGAGUCAGCCAACCUGCCUCCUUCCCCACCUCCAUCGCCAGCUUCUGAGCAGACUGGAGCUCUGGAGGAAGAAGAACCAGUAGAGAGUCCGAUGGCUGUGGAAGUAAAACCUGCUGCUCUUCCUGGAACGCAACUGGGGAAAGAGCAUGGGCCCACUGAGCCUUCAGAGCAGGCCAAGGGCCUCGGUGAGGGUCAGCUGGAUUUUGGUUUGAAGGCCACGGUGUGUCAUGAAGACAAAAUACCAAGUGUGGCAUCCAGCAGGGAGAGCCUAACAGUUGUGGGGGAAAUGCCUCCGAAAGACACAUCCCCUUCCUUGGCUGCGGAAGAUUUAAUUGCAGCCACGAAGAUGGAAUUCCGUGUCCAGGAGGGCACAUGCCCUUUCACAACAGAUCCAUUAGACACAAAGCGACAGGAAUCUGGAAAAGACAGUAAGACUGAGCAACCUAAAUAUGAUGCCUUAGUUCCACAGCCAACAAAAACAGAGGCUACAGAUAAAAAGGAUUCACAGAGCAAAGACAAAGAAAAAAUGCCUUCACCUCUAUCAGAACAGAUCUUGGAAACUGAUUCACAGAAGAAAUUGGAAGCCAGUUUUGGAGAACCUCCUGCUAAGCUUCCUAUUUCUCAAGUACAAAAGGACUUGCUGUCUGAAUCGCCUAAAGGUAGCGAAACAGAAGAAAGGACUGCAGAUAAGCCCUCAUCAUCCAACCAAGUUAUAUCUAUGACAUUUAAAGAUGACCUUAAAGAUGUCCAAGAUUUUGCCAUCAGCCGUGAAGGAAGUUCUCUGUUGGCAUCAGAACCCAAGACAGAAGCAGCCAAAAGCGAACUGCCUUCAGGCCUAUCUCUUGCUACACCCCAGGGUCUUCCCCUCAAAGACAGUGCCAAAACAAAACUGGAACCCGCCGACCAACUCUUUGCCAAAGAAUUUGCUAAAGAUGAACAGACCCACAGGGGCAUGACCCUGACUCUGCAAGAAGUCUCAGCAGUAACUGUAGAUGGCCUGAAAACACCAAGCAUGCAGAAAAUCCCUGCAUGGGGGCAGGAAAAGGAUGUGACCAAGGAUGAGGCUGAUGAGGAAGAGAGGUAUGACUUCUAUGAUAAAGGGGAGGCUCGAAUAUUAGACGAUGGUAAAUUUACCACAAAACCUGAAGUUAAGACACUUUCCCAAGACAAAGCAGACUUCUCAAAGGAUGCUGAAACUAAAAUGUCUGAUCUUUUCAAGGCAGAAAAAGAAAUGGACCAAAGUGGGCUCCAAGCAACAGCAGCUACGAAAAAGGACGUGCAGCCAAGCACAGAGGUAUCCCCUGGCAAAUCAAGCCAUGUACCAAUCCCUGAGAAAACUACUGAGCACCUUGAUACUCCACAGUUAUCCCAAAUAAUAGAGAAGAGCCCUGGGGCACUGAGCUCAACCACUGAUAAGACUACUACUCGAGAACCUUCUCAAGAGAAAGACGUUAAAAAAGAAACCAAGGAGGAUAAGGAAAGUGUUUCAGCUACUCAUGAAAUGAAAGCAGAAGUGGAUCGAUCAGGAAUGUCCAAGUAUUUUGAAACCUCUGCACUGAAAGAGGAAGCCUUCAAAACAGGCACUCUAAAACAAGGCAGUGAUUACUAUGAGCUAAGUGACACUAAUGAGAGUGCAUAUGAGACUUACCAGGCAGAUCGUUUAAUACCUGAAGACAAAGAGGAAGAGGAAGAGGAGGAGGAAUUACAGAUGGAUCAGCGGCAGGGCAUGCCUGCUCAUGAAGUAGGGUACAGUACCCUGGCUCAGAGCUAUACGCCAGACAAAUCUGAAGAACCCAGUUCCCCAACAGAAAGAAUGUUCACUAUUGACCCCAAAGUCUAUGGGGAUAAGCGGGAGCUCCACAGCAAAAAUAAAGACGACCUAACUCUGAGCAGGAGCCUGGGACUUGGGGGCAGAUCUGCAAUUGAGCAGAGAAGUAUGUCUAUUAACCUGCCCAUGUCCUGCCUGGAUUCUAUAGCUCUGGGAUUUAGCUUUGGCCGUGCACAUGAUCUUUCUCCCCUUGCAUCAGAUAUUCUAACUAACACUAGUGGGAGUAUGGAUGAAGGUGAUGACUACUUGCCAGCAACCACACCAGCAAUGGAGAGGGCCCCUUGCUUCCCCAUUGAUAGCAGAGAAGAAGAUGAGCACAUUGAAGAAGAAAAACCUAUGGCAGAAGAAAAAGUCCAGCCUGAGACUUUGGUGGAAUCGCCUUUCCCAGCCAAAGACUAUUACAAAAAUGGUGCUGUCUUGGCUCCUGACCUGCCUGAAAUGUUAGACUUAGCAGGGACGAGAUCUAGAGUAGCAUCUGUGAGUGCAGAUGCUGAGGUGGCACAAAAGAAGUCAGUUCCUUCUGAUGCUGUUGUGGAAGACAGCAGCACAGCCCUGGCAUCUGUGACAGAUGAAAACCACAUAACUCUAAAAGCUGAAAGUCAGCUAGAAGACUUGGGCUACUGUGUUUUCAAUAAGUACACAGUCCCGCUCCCUUCUCCGGUACAGGACAGUGAGAAUUUAACAAGUGAAACUUGUCCCUUUUACGAAGGCACAGAUGAAAAAUUGAGACGCAGCCUAGCUCCUGACCUGUCUUUAAUAGAAGUGAAGCUGGCAGCAGCUGAAAAAUCCAAGGAAGAAUUCCUCGGUGAAAAAGACUUAGCGCAGCAUGCAACUGGUGAGUCUUUUCUAGCGAGGGACUUCGAGCAGGAGAAAAAGGAGAAGCUCGAUACUGUGUUGGAAAAAAGUGAAGAUCAAGUUGACUCUAAAGAGGUCUAUCCCGGUAAAGAUUCAGAGAAGACCAGACCUGAGGCAAUCUUAGAAAUGAAAGAGGAAGGUGUGUCUGAUAAAGCUCAUGUACCCGAUGAUACCACUUAUGACAGAAUAUUAGCUACAGAGGUAACAGCAGAAAGGGAUGCUGUUUCUUUCUUGAUGGAGAAGGAGAAGACUCUUAGUGUCGUUCCUGAAAUAGCUGAGGUAGAAGCUCCAAUAAAACCAGACUACAAUGCCAUAAAGCAUGAUAUGGAAGUGGCUGCAAUGAGAGCUGACCAAGAAUAUCAGAGUCAGUUAGAUAGUAGGAUCAGUGAGGCUGUUUCUCUCCCUUCAGGGAAGGACAAAGCCCCCAUUAAAAAAACAGAGCCUGAACCCAAAGAAACUCAACAGAAAGAUCAGAUCAUCUUGUCCAGAGAAGCAAAGGAUGCAGAUUUACUUUCCAAGACUGAGUCUAGUUAUGUGAAGGACAGCACCAAACUGUCUGAAACAGAAAUUAAGGAAAAAGUAACUAAGCCUGAUCUGGUACAUCAAGAGGCAGUUGAUAAAGAAGAAUCUUAUGAAUCCAGUGGAGAACAUGAUCAAAUCCAAGAAAGUUUGAACGGAGAACCCUUGAAACAGGAGGAUAUCAAAGGAGAAGCUCCAAAGCCGUCUGUGUCAGAGGAAGAGGUGUCUACACAGUUGCCAGCAAAAGAGCCUUCCAUGGAGCUCCUCCUUCCAAAAGCUGAGCCUCCCCAAGAAGAGCCUGCUGAGAUUCAGAUGGAGAGCAUCCCACAGCCUCCAGAGGAAACAGAGAAGAUUCCUGAUACAGUUGUGAAACCUACAGAAGUCCAAACCCUACUGCCAUUGGAAGUGACAGCUGAGGCCACAAAAAGAGAAGAACACGAGGAAGAAAAGGAAGAAGGUGGACAAGAAGAGAAGGAAGAGGAUAAACAUCUUAUAUCAGAAAUGCCCCAAGAAAUGGACUUCAGGAAACCUACUGACGAAGAAUUGCUAGCCAAGGUUUGCCCAGAAGCACUGCCUGAACUGAAAGGCAUUAUUGAAUCAGUUGUGACAGUAGAGGAUGACUUUAUCACAGUGGUGCAGACAACAGUUGAUGAGGGCGAAUCUGCUUCUCACAGUGUACGUUUCGCUGCUACCCAGCAGGAAGACAUCGAAGCAGUGGACUCCCAGGCUGAAGAGGAGCUAGAGAUUGAAGAAGUGGUUGACAUUCAAGCUGAGCCAAGGGAGGGCUCCCCAGAAGCUCCUGCUUCACCUGAGAGAGAGGAAAUGUUGCUCACUGACUACAAAACAGAGACGUGUGAUGAUUACAAAGAUGAAACAACAGUUGAUGACUCCAUCAUGGACACAGACAGUCUCUGGGCAGAUACUCAAGAUGAUGAUAGGAGCAUCAUGACUGAACAGUUAGAGACUGUUCCUAAAGAGGAGAAGGCAGAGAGAGAAUUGCGAAGAUCAUCUCUCGAUAAGCAUAAAAAAGAGAAACCUUUUAAAACUGGGAGAGGCAGGAUUUCUACUCCUGAAAGGAAAAUAGCUAAAAAGGAACCUAGCACACUCUCCAGAGAUGAAGUGAGAAGGAAAAAAGCAGUGUAUAAGAAAGCUGAACUUGCUAAAAAAACUGAAGUUCAGGCCCACUCUCCCUCCAGGAAAAUCAUUUUAAAACCUGCUAUCAAAUAUACUAGACCAACUCAUCUCUCCUGUGUUAAACGGAAGCAGACAGCAGCAGUUGGUGAAACAAACCAGGCUCCUGGUGUAUUUAAACAAGCAAAGGAAAAACUCUCAGAUGGAGUAAGCAAGAGUCCUGAAAAGCGUUCCUCUUUACCAAGACCUUCCUCCAUCCUUCCUCCUCGAAGAGCUGUAUCAGGAGAUCGAGACAGAGAGGAGAACUCUCUCUCCCUCACAACAUCCCUCUCUUCUUCAGUACGACGGACCACCCGAUCAGAACCAAUUCGUAGCAGAACAGGAAAAAGUGGAACUUCUACUCCCACUACUCCUGGCUCCACUGCCAUUACUCCAGGGACUCCACCAAGCUAUUCUUCCCGUACACCAGGCACUCCAGGGACGCCCAGCUACUCCAGAACCCCACAUACUCCUGGAACCCCCAAAUCUGCCAUACUGGUACCUACUGAGAAAAAAGUUGCCAUAAUUCGCACUCCUCCUAAAUCUCCAGCAACUCCGAAGCAGCUGCGAGUUAUUAACCAGCCUCUGCCUGACCUCAAGAAUGUCAGGUCCAAAAUUGGAUCAACAGAUAACAUCAAAUACCAGCCUAAAGGGGGACAGGUUAGGAUUUUAAACAAGAAGAUCGAUUUUAGCGAUAUUCAGUCCCGGUGUGGUUCCAGAGAUAACAUCAAACAUUCUGCAGGGGGAGGAAAUGUACAGAUUGUAACAAAGAAGAUUGACUUGAGCCACGUGACUUCCAAGUGUGGUUCACUCAAGAACAUCCACCACAAGCCAGGAGGAGGACGCGUGAAAAUUGAGAGUGUGAAACUGGAUUUCAAAGAGAAAGCUCAGGCUAAAGUUGGUUCACUUGAAAAUGCCCACCAUGUACCUGGCGGUGGAAACGUCAAGAUUGACAGCCAGAAACUCAACUUCAGAGAGCACGCUAAAGCCCGUGUCGAUCACGGGGCUGAGAUCAUCACGCAGUCACCAGGCAGGUCCAGCGUGGCUUCACCACGCAGACUCAGCAACGUUUCAUCCUCUGGAAGCAUCAACCUGCUUGAAUCACCGCAGCUUGCUACCCUCGCUGAAGAUGUCACGGCAGCCCUCGCCAAACAGGGCUUAUGAAUUUGCUCAUUUUGCGUUGUAUGAAGUAAUAAUAUUUAGGCAUGAGCUCUUGGCAGGAAUGGGCUCAGAGCAGGUGUUACAUUCAUUUUUACCAUGUCUAAAACAAAGUCACAUCCCAAGACUUGUAGUUACCAUACAGUUAAAAAUCAAACAAACAGAUAAAUAUUAAUAGAUGCAGAAAUUGGCCUGAUCUCCAUUUACAACAGGAAGACACUGGCUUUAUAUGGGUAUACAACUGCAGUAUGUUACAUUGGACAAUUAUUGUUGCUCUGCUCUGUCUUGCAUGGAGUACCGUACUACAAUAAAAUGCAUUUUUACCUUUCAUGUGCCUGAAGGCCAUCCAUCUCCUUCUGAAGAGCCUUGUUAAAAUCCCAAGUUGCUCAUUUCACUGUUCUGUUGAUAGAUGGGGAAAAAAAAAAGAAAAGCUGCCCAUUGUAAGUUAUUACAGGUUAGAUUUAGAGUCUGCUUACCAGAAGGAAGGGCAUAUAGAGAAAUUCAAGUUUAAUUAAUUAAAAAAGAAAAAAAAAGUGAUAUUUUGUAUAAAUAAGUAGAACUAAAGUUGAAUUAAGUUAUUAACAUUUUUUUGGACCUGGAUAAUUAUGUCGGUGUAUAGCUGAGAAGCCAAUAAAUUAUUUAACUAAUAACUAAAACUAUUAGUUGAAAACAUUGAAUCAAGCUUGGGGAAGUGACGUAAAAAAGCUGUUGAAAGCAAGCACUUCCACCCCAAUGGACUUGUGUCUGAGUAGGAAGUUGAUUAAGCGGCUAGAUUUGUGUAGUCACCAUCAGUUUCGCAUCCUUUCCAUCUGUUUGAUACAGUAUUAUAGAUAUAUAUUUCUCUGUGGCCAUUUGUGAGACGCCCUCUUCAUAUACUUGAAUAUUCUACUUUAUUCACAGUAUCUGUGUCUCUUGCACCCUUUGGUGUUGCAAUUUUAGGUAUGUAAAAGUAGAUGUUAGCAGGGUUUUUUUUCCCUAUUCAUAAAAAUACAUUUUAAAAAAAAAAAAAGAUGAAAACGUUUAGCAUGAAGUUGCUUUCUGUAACAACUAAAAGCCGUGACCCUGUUUUAGUGCCAGAUGCAAGUCUCUUCUGUGAUGCUAGAAAAAGGAUUCCUUCCCUCCUUCCUCCCUUUCUUCACAAAGAUCUGAUUUCUGUGGGGGUCCAGAAGUUUGUAAAACGGUCUCCAAAGAUGGCUGGGUUUGGAUUCUGGAUUUUUUUAAAAUCCAAAAUAGUUUGUGUUUGCCUUUUUUUUUUUUUUUUUUUUAAACUCCUGUAGCAACAGCAAAUGUUAGACUUAUUUAUUUUCUUUUUCUUUUGCUAAAGUUGAAACAGAAAAAAAGUAUUAAGGUAUCAUUUCCACUCUCCUUCAGUGAUAUCUUACAUAUGCACUCAGGCACUGAGAUAACAGUGACAAACGUAACAAGGGGUGCCUGUAAAUUAUAGUACACGAGUAGAUCAAUUGAGCUCCCUAAACUGGGUUGCCGUAGCGAUUAAUCAAUAAAUAAGGCAUCUUAAAAUCUGAGCAAAGUGGGAUUAUAUUGACUAAUAAAAAGUAUAAGAAAAAGUGUGCAUAAAAAGGGCAGAGAUACAUAUACAUCCAAUCUAAUGGAGUUACCUGUGAGCUCCAACACUGUCUUAUGGACACUAAGAGAACACUGAAGGUAAUAUGGGAGUAUUACUCAUCAGCGGAUAAUAAUCUGCUGAUACUAUAUGUACAGUAGACAUUAUGAAAUGACCAGUUUACAUUCUUGCAGAUUGUUUGAUCUUUUCCUUUUGAAAUCUCUUAACUAAACUUUGCACUGUCAGUUGAGCUAUACUUGAUACAUGUAUUAGGUUAACAUUGUGUGCUGGAAGCUUUUUAUCUGUUCUUUUUGCUCCUUAAUUUGUGCGUAUGCGUGUGUGUGUUGGGUUUUGAACCAAAAAGACUCUAGAGAACAUUCUUAUGUCUGUGAAGAAGGAUUCUAAUAGUUAAUAGCACAGGAUUCCAUGAUUCAGGUUGCAAAUGCACGGUUACUUGGCAGUAAAUUUUCAGUGGACCAAAUGAGGAUUUUGGUUAAGCUGUCACAUAGUAUAAAGACAAAACAAAAUUAAGAAGACUCUCUAUAUAAUUUUACUGGAAACGUUAGCCCAACACACAACAUUUCAGCACUGCAAAAAGCUUUAUCACACUACCAAAUUCCUAAUACUGUUGGUAAGUCAGUUGUUUUAUACAAAGGACAGUGAGCUUGGAACCACGCUAAAUGGGUUCUGAUUUCUGCCUUGUACUUGUUAUACUCUUGCAUAAUCAUAUGAAAUCACAUGGAAACGAUGUCAAGAGAGAUGCAUUAAAAGCCUCUUCCCAUUUUUUCCAGGAAAGCAAAGGACAGAAAGAAGAAAACAAAAAACUACUGAAACAGUAUCUACAUCACAUUGCUCUGAUCACACUAUCAAUGUAAAUGAGCCUUGCAGUGUGGUUUUUUUUAUGCCUUUUGCAAAUGUGGGAGAGUCUAUGGUACUACCAAACCUCAGCUUCUCUGAAGCUGAACACCAGCUAGUGAGAGCAGUGUUACUUGAGGUGUUUUCUUUUUAAUUCUGCUUUUGAAAUUGACGUACUCUAGGUAAUGAUGUUUAGUUAAUCCACCUAUGAGUACAAAGUUAGAGUGGUGUAAUGCACCAAGACACUUAUUUCAUGCAUUAAAAUGAGCUUUCUUGUCUUGAUUCAAGCAAAGACCUUUGUAAUUGUAAUCAUCCCUCCAUAGAAAAAAAAAAAACCUAGAAUGCUUGGACUUAGAUGAAGGUAAAAGAAAUUAAGAGUUUGUGCUGUUAAAAAAUAAAAGAAGUUGUUACAUGACUCUAGAUGUUCACUGAAAAAGUUCAUAUUAAUCUUAAUUUAUCAAUAAGAGGGUUGGUUUUGAAAGGAAGAAACUGUUUUGUAAAUACAUUAUGCCCAGUUAGACAAGACAGAACCAGCUUCCUGGAAACUGCAUCCGUUGUUUCUUUUCCACAGGCAUGUUCAGCCAGCAGGUACACUGUGUGUGUGAGACCUGACAUUGUAACAAAGCAGAGAUAACCCAGAGAAAUAAAACAGCAAAACCUGUUGGGAUGGCUAGGAGAGAGCCCCAAGUAAAUCUGUAAAGCUGUAGAGACAAAAGUAAGGGGCUUCUGCCCCAUCCGCAGACUCCUGUUUCAGUGUAACCACAAGCAGAAAGAAAUCCAAGGUGAGCAAACCUCUGGUCCAGCACCAAUAAGGGAAAAACUAACACCGAUGAGGAUAAUUUUGUGCCCGUUAGGGCCGUGUAUAUUUUCACUGUACGGCAGUAAAUGGUAUCAUCCAUUCAGUGCUAUGCUAAUGUACAGUAGUAACCUCAUCGUGACUGCUUACAAAUAGACGCUUGCCUAUCUACACGACCCAAGGGGAGUCUGAAGGCAGCCUGUGUGGGCUUCCACACGUGAGCAGCAGUUUUUUGCCACGCUGGGCCAAACACCGUUCCAAACCCAAGCACUCAUGUCCCUUCAAUGGCAGAUGCCUUGAAGAGUUGAUCACGUUCGCUCUCAGAACCGAAGCAGGUAGUCUAGCCUAGGUGUGUAGAGUCCAUUGCUAAAGCAAUUCCCGCUGCAACUCCAGCAAUUCCCACUGCAGGAAAGUAAAUUAGUUUCACACUUGGAAACAAAAUCAAGCAUAUAAAAGCCACUUCAACUUUAGCAAAGAGAAAAAAAAACAACCAACGAAUGAACAUGCUGUAUGCUGGGAUUUCAAGGAAUGCAGUCUGCUGUUACAAACCUGUGUUUGUUUUUUUUUCUGAUAAUUCUAGAGCCUGUUACCAUAAAAAGAGGCAUUUCUUGAAUGGCUGGUGGUAGGUAGUUCAUGUUUUCCAAUCCGAUUUGCAAUUGUAUUUGUUGCUGUAUAGUGAUUGUUUUGCAAAAUAAAAUCGCUUGUCAUCACUG
Molecule: messenger RNA, 10236 nt
Organism: Coturnix japonica (Japanese quail)
Lineage: Eukaryota; Metazoa; Chordata; Aves; Galliformes; Phasianidae
Source: RefSeq, a predicted model, not a curated record